GUCAAUUGUUAGCCCAAAAUUAUUUUCAAUUUUGAAAUGCAUUUUGUUGUUUAUUUUUUUUAAAGAAUAAUUGAUGGGUGAUGAUGACCUUAGCGCCUCUAUCGCACAUAUUGUGCUGUGCUGCAUGGCCGGUGAUGGACUGGGUCGGACGAACGCGAACAGUUUCGCACAUCCGGGCAUGCACGCCAACUUCUUCAUACAUGGAGUACUGGGGUUCUUACACUAUCAAAGUGGACAAUUCAACACAGACUUCAAGAAAGCCUUCGCGAUUAGUACGAACGCGUCCAGAUACCUGCCCCUGCCUUGUUUAAUGGCAGAUCUGUACCGAGGGGAUCAAGGCAUCAGCACUCUCCAUCUUUUCUCUGGUCUGAUUCCGUUUGCGUUGUCGUUGGCUGGACAAGAACACCGAUAUUUGGGUAACUUGGCUAUCGCUGGUAAUAUCGUGUCUUUAUGCCUGUACUCCCAUCAACACGACAGGGUUUGGGGAUGGUAUACUGCCGGUGCUGGGGUGCUCGCGUAUUUCUGCACGCCGCAUAUGCCUCAGAAAAUUGUGUAUCCUUUAUUGCUUGCGCUGAUUGAGUCUUGCGCACAGAAGUUGUUUCAUGUAGAGUUUUCCACUGCUCCGGGACCACCGAGGCGUUGAAUAAAUUCCGAUUUUUUA
Molecule: messenger RNA, 661 nt
Organism: Pararge aegeria (speckled wood butterfly)
Lineage: Eukaryota; Metazoa; Arthropoda; Insecta; Lepidoptera; Nymphalidae
Exons: 2
Coding region: 74-643 (189 amino acids)
Source: RefSeq, a predicted model, not a curated record